AUGGGACCUGAGGCGCUCCUGGACACGCUGGAGGACCUGACAGACGAGGAGUUCCUCAAGUUCAAGUGGUUCCUGCAGCAGGCCCCCCGCCUCGACGGCCUCCCGGCCAUCAGGAAGGCCCCCCUGCAGAGCGCGGCCCGCUGUGGCAGUGACCAUGAAGGUUCUGGAGAAGCUCGGCAGGAACGCCGAUUUGAACGUUUGUCUGCUAGCAGCUCAGAAGGAGUCAGAGAUGCUGGUGAUCCGUCGGAGGAUGAAGGAUCUUCUGCUGCUGGAAUCUCUGGUUUGAUGGUUCCAGCUCCAGAGCCCCGCCCCAUCACGCUUUACCAGAGGAUGCUUCAGUCCAACUUCCAGGACACGUUCCUGUGUGUGCAGGAAGGCUGGGCGGAAGAGAAGCAGCGCCUGCUGGACAUUUACACAGAGCUGUACGUGACCGCAGGACGUCACGUUUGCAUCAACGCCCAGCACGAGGUCCGCCACAUCGAGGACUCUCUGAAGACAGACAGACAAACAGAGAGACAAGUGAGACCGGGACAGAUGUUCCUGCACCCCUCCGGAGAGUACAGACCCAUAAGGACUGUCCUGACCAAUGGCAUCGCAGGGAUUGGGAAAUCCUUCCUGGUGCAGAAGUUCGUGUUGGAUUGGGCCGAACAGAGAUCCAACCAAGACGUGCAUCUUCUGUUCCCGAUCUCCUUCCGACAGCUGAACCCUCUGAGGGGACAGACGUUCAGCCUGGCAGAGCUGGUUCACGAGUGCAUCCCGGAGAGCGCAGACAUUAGCGCAGACGCCCUGAACUGCAUCUUUGCUGCCCUGCAGUCAACAGGAAACAGUAACUACGACAAGAGCAGGUUCAAGCUCCUCUUCGUGUUUGAUGGACUGGAUGAGAGCCGCCUCCACCUGGACCUCCACGGCCACGACAUUCGCUCUGUGGACGUAACAAAGUCCACCACAACAGACGUCCUGCUGAGAGCGCUCAUCGCUGGAAAACUUCUGCGCUCUGCUCGCAUCUGGAUCACGACUCGACCUGCGGCGGCCGGUCUGAUCCCCGCACAGCUCGUCUGCUGCGCCACAGAGAUCAGAGGCUUCACGGACCCUCAGAAGGACGAGUUCUUCAGGAAGAGGUUCAGAGAUGAGGAGCAGGCCAGCAGGGUCAUGGCCCACAUCAAGGCAUCUCAGAGCCUCCACAUCAUGUGCCACAUCCCAGUCUUCUGCUGGAUCACUGCCACAGUUCUGGAGGAUAUGUUGAAGAACAUAGAGGACAGAACCCUGCCAAAGACUCUGACUGAGAUGUACACGGAGUUCCUGAUGUUUCAGGUCGAUCGCACUGCAGAGAAGUAUGGUCCAGAGAGGAGUCUGCAAUGCAUCAAGUCUCUGGCAAAACUGGCCUUUCAGCAGCUGGAGAAAGGCAACCUGAUCUUCUAUGAGACACAUCUGAGAGAAAGCGGCAUCGACUUCAGUGAGGCCUCAGUGUGUUCGGGAGUCUUCACAGAGAUCUUCAAAGAAGAGUGCGGAAGAAAAGAGAGGAACAAGACGUUCAGCUUCGUCCAUCUGAGCGUCCAGGAGUUUCUGGCUGCCGUGUACGUGAGGAUGUCCAUCACCAACAGAAACAAAUUCCUGACGUCUCUCCCUCAGCUGUCUCUGAAGUACAUUCAGGUGCUCCUGAGCCAAAAGCCCUCCGUGAAAAUCCACAAGAUUUUCAUCAACAAGGCCUUAGAGAGCCCAAACGGACAUCUGGACUUGUUCCUGCGCUUCCUCCUGGGACUUUCCAUGCAGACCAACCAAGACAGGCUGAAGAAGCUGCUCAUGAAGACCGACUGCAAUGUAGGGACCAAUCAGGAGACAGUCGUCUACAUCAAGAAGAAGAUCAGUGAGAACUUCUCUGCAGAGAGAAGCAUCAAUCUGUUCCACUGCCUGAAUGAACUGAAUGACUCGUCUCUGGUGGAGGAGAUCCAGCAGUACCUGAGCUCAGGAGGGCUGUCCACAGAUCAGCUGUCCCCCUCUCAGUGGUCUGCUCUGGGCUUCAUCUUACUGUCUUCAGAAGAAGAUCUAAAAGAGUUUGACCUAAAGAAGUUCUCAGCGUCAGAGGAGGCUCUUAUGAGGCUCCUGCCAGUUCUUAAAGCCUCCACCAAAGCUGUGCUCAGCAGCUGUAAUCUGUCUGACAGAACCUGGGAAGCUCUGACUUCACUUCUCAGUUCCAGAACUUCUCUGAAGAAUCUGGAUCUGAGCAACAACAACAUCGGGGAGUCGGGUCUGACUCUGCUCUCCGCCGGACUGGAGAGUCCCCUCUGCAGACUGGAAACAGUCCGGCUGAAUCAAACUGGCCUCACAGACAAAUGCUGUCUGAUCAUCUCCUCACUGCUGAUGUCCAAGUCCUCCAGCCUCAGGCACCUGGACCUGGGAAACAACGACCUGCAGGAUUCAGGAGUGAAACUGUUGUCUGGUGGACUGGCAAGUCCACUCUGCAGACUGGAGUCUUUGGGGCUGUCAGGCUGCUUGGUCACCGACGCCGGCUGUGUUCUUCUGGCUACGGCUCUGAAGUCCAACCCGUCCCACCUGACAGAGCUGGACCUGAGCUACAACCAUCCUGGAGCGGCUGGAACGAAGUUGCUGUCGGCUGAGCUGCAGGAUCCUCUCUCAAGACUGGAGAUUCUCAGGUUGGACCACGGUGGAGAGCUGCGGCUGAAGCCUGGACUCAGGAAGUAUUUCUGUGCACUGACUCUGGACUCCAACACGGCUCACAAACAGCUCAACCUAACCGACGACCUGAAGACAGUGACGGCGGUCCGAGAACGCCGUCCGUACGCCGAGCAUCCAGAGAGGUUCCACUUCCCCCAGCUGCUGUGCGCCCCGGCCCUGAGCGGACGCUGCUACUGGGAGGUGGAGUGGAAGCAGGUGGUGCACGUGGCUGUGACCUACAGAGGAACCAGCCGCCGAGGAACCAGACAAGAAUGCUUGUUUGGGAGGAACCAGCACUCCUGGAGUCUGUGCUGCUUCGGCGGCGGGUACUCCGUCCUGCACCAGAACAAAGAGCAGGUUCUGCCCCCUCUGCCCCCCUCAGGCUCCAGCAGAGUGGCGGUUUAUGUGGACCAUCCUGCUGGAACUCUGUCCUUCUUCAGAGUCUCUGAGGACGACCUCAUCCACCUGCACACCUUCAGCACCACCUUCAGCGAGCCGCUGUACGCCGGGCUGGCCUUCUGGUUCGGGGGGUCGGGGUCUUCAGCUUCACUGUGUUCUGUGUAGAUCUGCUGAGGACCCCCAGGUCCGAGAGGAUGUCCCGGAGCGGACGAACUGUACACACAAACACAGGUUGAAGGGAGCUGCAGCGCCACCAUGAGCCCAUCCAGGACCUCAGCUUUGCUCUUCAUCCCAGAGCUGCUGCUCCUCUUCUUCUUCUUCAUCUCGAUGGGACUUCCUGGUUCUUCUGCCGGAG
Messenger RNA from Oryzias melastigma (Indian medaka), 3427 nucleotides. RefSeq names its product NACHT, LRR and PYD domains-containing protein 3. Gene Ontology annotation, molecular function: protein binding. The transcript has 10 exons. The record is from RefSeq and is a predicted model, not a curated record. Lineage: Eukaryota; Metazoa; Chordata; Actinopteri; Beloniformes; Adrianichthyidae. The coding region runs from base 1 to 3237 and encodes 1078 amino acids.